Vitis vinifera (wine grape) is the source of this 3697-nucleotide messenger RNA. RefSeq names its product transcriptional corepressor SEUSS. The record is from RefSeq and is a predicted model, not a curated record. Gene Ontology annotation, cellular component: nucleus; transcription regulator complex. Gene Ontology annotation, biological process: negative regulation of transcription by RNA polymerase II; positive regulation of transcription by RNA polymerase II. The transcript is spliced from 11 exons. Lineage: Eukaryota; Viridiplantae; Streptophyta; Magnoliopsida; Vitales; Vitaceae. The coding region runs from base 636 to 3167 and encodes 843 amino acids.
UUAAAAGAAAUUUCAAGUCCACAAGUCCACCAACUCUCGCUCUCACUAAAUAGUAAAUAUCCUAGUUAAGUACGGAUGGAGAAUACACAUCAGAAAAUCCUAUCUUGUUCAUAUUCAAUAGAAAUAUAAUUAAUUAUUUUUUUCUUAAAUUUUAAUUUUUUCUAUUCUCUCUCUUUCGGUUUUUAUAUUUUUUUUCUUCACUUUUAAUAUAUGUCUAUAUAUACGCAUAUAUAUAUUAAAAAAAAUCAUUGAUAUAAUAUCAGCAAAAGGUUGAGAAUCUGAGUCUGCAACUCUGGUGAGUGUUCUCUCUCUAAAACUUGUCAAUUUUCGGAUUUUGGGUUGUUUCUCAUUUGGGUCUUUGGUUCUCUUAUCUGGGUUGUGUUUGGUUUUCUUCUUCCUCUGUUUGGUUGUCGAGAAAAACGACGAAAAGAAAAUGAUUGGAAAGAAACAAGUUUUGAAUUUUUUGUUUUGUGGCUACUCAAGUGAGCCAAUUGGUUUCAUUGGGCAGUGUUGAUUCCAGGUCUUCCAAAUGGUGGAUUGAGUUUUUUGUUUUUUUUAAAGAUUCUGAUUGUUUUAUUUUGCUCCAUCUUCGCAGAAGCCAAACGAGCCCAAUUCGGGUGUAAAAGUUCACCAAGAUGAUGCCAUCGGGACCAUCAACAUCAAUUGGUGGUUCCCAGUCUGCCUCGGCUGCACUCCUGAGAUCGAACUCAGGGAUUUUGGCUCAAGGUGGUCCACAGGGAGCAUAUUCUUCACUUUCUUCAGUUCGGCCACAGUAUGACAUGAAUUUGGUCGGAAAUGCACAAAACAUCUCCUCUGGCCUCAGUCAAUCUCUUGGAAGUGGGGCAAAUGACAUUGCUUUCGCUCCACCAGCUGCAUCAUUUCCACAACUGAACAGUGGGAAUCCUGGUUCAUCCAGCCAAGUUCAAAACCAGCAUCCUCUAAACUCUUCUGGGAAUCAGGUAUUGCCAGAUCAACUGCAAUCUCAACUCCAACAGCUUGAGCGGCAGAAAUUUCACCACGGACAGCAGUUGCUGCAGCAAUUCAGCCAACAGCAGCUACAUCAAUUGCACCCUCAACAGCAGCCAUAUCAAGCAACUCAAGGUGGGUCGGGGGGUGUGGGUGUGAAUGAUCAAAAUUGCCCACAGCAACAGUUGCAAUUAUCACAACAGAACCAGGUUGGCAGAGGUAUUCCGCCUGUCAAAAUUCAACCUAAUCGUUUAGACCAACAAAUGUUUUUGCAGCAGCAACAGCAACGUCAACAAUUUCUUCACAUGUCGAGGCAGUCUUCUCACGCUACUGCUGCUCAGUUGAAUCUUUUGCAACAGCAGCGUUUGUUGCAGCUGCAACAACAAAAGCAGCAACAACAAUUGUUGAAGGCAACUCAGCAGCAACCCCAAUUGCAGCCCCAGUUUCAACAGCCAAAUCUGCCUGCAAAACUGGUCUAUGAACCUGGAAUGUGUGCUCAGCGUUUAACUCAGUACAUGAUUCAGCAGAAGCAUAGGCCUGAUGGCAACAAUAUUGAAUUCUGGCAGAAAUUUGUUGCUGAAUUUUUUGCUCCCAAUGCAAAGAAAAGAUGGUGUAUAUCACAAUAUGGAAAUAACCGACAAACAAAUAGCCCUUUUCCUCAGGAUGUCUGGCACUGUGAAAUAUGCAAUCGCAGGCCUGGUCGUGGUUUUGAAACAACUUUUGAAGUUCUCCCCAGGCUAUGCAAAAUCAAGUAUGACAGUGGCACUUUGGAAGAGCUUCUAUAUUUUGAUAUGCCCCAUGAAUAUCAGGAUGCAGCCGGUCAGAUUGUACUAGACUUUGCUAAAGCAGUACAAGAAAGUGUCUUUGAGCAACUACGUGUAGUUCGUGAUGGGCAACUUCGUAUUGUUUUCUCCCCAGAUCUAAAGAUCUGCUCUUGGCUGUUUUGUGCUCGGCAUCAUGAGGAACUUAUCCCUCGAAGAUCAAUCAUACCUCAGGUUAGUCAGCUUGGAGUUGUGGCGCAAAAAUACCAUGCUGCUGCUCAAAAUCCAUCAAACAUUUCAAUGCAAGAAUUAAAAAAUAACUGUAAUACGUUUGUCUCAUCAGCUCGUCAAUUAGCAAAAGCAUUGGAAGUGCCAUUAGUUAAUGAUUUAGGAUAUACAAAGAGAUUUGUGCGGUGCCUUCAGAUAUCAGAGGUUGUGAACUGUAUGAAAGAUUUGAUUGACUAUAGCCGAGAAACCGAGAAAGGACCUAUAGAAUGUUUGGCCGAGUUUCCUCGUAGAAGCAGCCGAUCAUCUGGGAUGCAUAACCAAUUGGAGGAGGAGCAACACCUUCAGCAGCAAAAUACAAGGCAGAGGAUGAAUAAUGAUGAUUAUGCUUUAAGGGGAUCAGCCACUCAGGUUUCUGCCUGUAAUGGUGUUCCAAGUGUCAGUAAUGGCCACAGCAUAACAUCUACUUCAACAUCUGCCACCGCAAUUGUUGGGCUUCUCUGCCAGAAUUCCAUGAACUCCAGGCAUGAAAACCAGAUGAAUAAUCCUAAUAGUCCCUUUUCCGCAACUCCAGGUCAGAUCCCAUCUGCUGGGUCCUCAACUACACCACCAUCAACACAACUCAACCCCUCCUCUCCUUUCUCGUGUCUGACACCAUCCUCAUCUCACAAUCCCACUCCACUUUCUCAGACUGUCUUAACAGCAGAAGCCACUGCAAACCACAUCACUUCAGAAAAUUCACCUACAAAUAUCCUUUUCCAAAAAUCCUCUGAGUCAAACGAGGCAGAUCCAAAUGAACACCUGAGCUCUGUUGAGAGAAUAAUACAAGAAAUUAUGAGUUCAUCACAGUUUAACAGUGCAGGUAGCAUGAUCAGUGUAGGUUCCGUUGGAAACAAUGUGAAAAAUGGUAGUGGGAUGACACAAAUAAACCACAGUUCUAUUGGUGGUGGUGACAGCACAAUGGGAAGCAGGAUAAAUAGCAAUUCAAGUGUUGGGGCUGCAGGAUUUGGAAACUUUGAUGGUGGAAUUGGUGUCUCUGCCACAGUUAAUAGAAUCAGAGCAACCAUGGGGAAUAACUCUAUGACCUCAAGUGUUGAGGUAGGCAUGCCAUCGAUGCCUCAGGAUGUUACUAUGAACAAUAAGCAACAGGAUAUGAAAUCUCUCAAUGGGGUUGGAGGAGGAUUAAAUGAUUUCAAUAAUCUCCGGUUCAACUAGAAAUCAUCUCCUUAAGGGAUUUUUUAGUCUUCUGAUCUGUUUGUUUCUCAAUAAUGAAAGUAACCUGCUCCUACUAAUCUGAUAAGUUUCUGAUGUUGAUGAAAGGUGCUCGUCCAUGGUGCAUUGGUGACUGCUUCGACAACAUGUGAGUUUGUAAGCUGUGAUCCAUAGUGACAGGGGCUUUUUCUCGGGCAUGGUACUAAUUUCAUAGGAAAAUGACACACAUAGUCUGGCAAUUUCCGUUUCAAACUUGAUCCUCUUUCAGUUUCUCCUUCUAUGCUCAGUUUAGUACCUCGUUUGUGGGGUUUCCUUUCAUAAUUAGUUGGUGUCUUAAGGUUUCACAUAGCAGCUUCUCUCAUUGUUUCAUAAUGGAAGUUCAACUAGAGGGACUACAGUUUUAGGAAGUUUUGAGGUUUCUUUGGUCCUUGUUGACUAUGGUAUAAUAACUCUGCUGAGGUAUAAAUUCCAUGGACUAUGUUUGUGUUUCAUUUUAGUGAGGAAAUCAUAAUGGAGGUCAGGCAUUUGUUACA